Drosophila gunungcola (fruit fly) is the source of this 1339-nucleotide messenger RNA. It is a transcript of the gene PI31, whose product is annotated as proteasome inhibitor PI31 subunit. The coding region runs from base 189 to 998 and encodes 269 amino acids. Gene Ontology annotation, molecular function: proteasome binding; endopeptidase inhibitor activity. The transcript has 5 exons. Gene Ontology annotation, biological process: proteasome-mediated ubiquitin-dependent protein catabolic process. NCBI's taxonomy places the organism in Eukaryota, Metazoa, Arthropoda, Insecta, Diptera, Drosophilidae. The record is from RefSeq and is a predicted model, not a curated record.
AAAACAUGACUCAACAAAUUAUUAACAAGUGUUUAGAACCGGCAAAUUUAACUCAGAGCAACAUUGAAAUUAUUAAGUCAGGGAUCCAAAGUACUGACAACAGAGGAACUCUAGGAAAUAACAUCUGAACGAACGAACUAGCAAACCUUGAUCCUGUCCAGAAAUUGUAAAGGAUUCGAGUGGGCGCCAUGGAGAGUGCGUCGGCUGCCAAGACGGGCGACUUCUUCUACGGCUGGGAUCUGCUCUACAAGACGGUCCAGUCGGAUGUGGACAAGAAGUCGGAUCUGCUGAUUGCCCUGGUCCACUUUCUGCUGACCAAGCACUACAACUUUCGCUGCGUGGGCAUUGGCGAUGAUAAAACCCUGCCGGAAGAGGAGGGCAGUGAACUGCUGCCGGAUAACUGGAACGAUGACGACACCAAGUACUCGCUGCGCUAUGUGCACGACAAGAUGCUCUACCUGCUGCUGGGCCACAUCACCGAGGACGCCCUGCUGAUCAACCUAAUGGACAUCAACACCAAGAAGGUGUCCAACAUCUGCGUGGAGCCGGAGACCCUGGUGGCCGCCGUCAAAGGAGGCAUUUCUACCUUGAUGCCAAGCGCCUCGGAGAUUGUCGAUCGCUAUCGCAAGGAGCUGCUGGAUCCAGUCUUCACGGGCAACUCGCGCGAGGUGACCACCCAGACGACCACCUCAACACGUCCCAGCGGAUCGGAUCCCCUGCGCAUUGGUGAACCCAGACGUGGCGGAUCCUUCAUCCCAGGUGGCUUCGAGCCGCGCCCUUUUGGCUUUCCGGACAUCGGACGCGGGGACCUGGAUCCGCUGGGACGCGGUGGUCCUGGCAACCUGUUUACCUUUCCAUCACACCCGAAUAUGGGACCCGGACCUUUGCCACGCUUCGAUCCCUUCGGCCCCAUCAAUCCGAAUAGGCCUGGUCAGGGUGGUGGACCCAACCCGGAUCACAUGCGACCCCCAAACUGGGACCCCGAUUACUACAUGUGAUUACCAGGAGUGCUCAUGACGCAACGCCCAAAAAUCUUUAGUUUGUAAUUAUAAACGGAGGAAACAUUGUUUUCGAUUCAGCAGAACGAAAUUGAGUUAAUUUUUUGAAAGAUAAUUUUAUUAAUUUUCAUACACAAUACAGAAUAUUUCGAUAUAAAAUAAAAAGCAGCCUGUCCGACCAUUUAGAAAUAAGCAGGCCUGUUCGAGUCUUCACCACACCAUCGAUUUUCUGCAGUUUGAAAUCGUUGAUCUCAGAGAUAAACAUGAUCUGUGAAAGUAAAUACCCGAACAGGCCUGUUGUUGGUUCGUCGGCUGGCCAAGAAAAAUUUACAAAAACUUAA